Messenger RNA from Clunio marinus, 4743 nucleotides. The record is from the annotation of a GenBank genome assembly. Lineage: Eukaryota; Metazoa; Arthropoda; Insecta; Diptera; Chironomidae.
AGAAGAUACAUCUGAGUGGUGUGAGCAGUCGUUUAUUGAAAUAGGAAAUAAAGGCCAAUAGGCGUUGAGAUAAGAGAAAAAGUUUCUAAAUUGGGAAAUGAAUCAGAAUCAUACAAUUACAAUGAACUCUCAACAAAUGCAAAGACGUCCUUACAUCAACUCAAGAGGUGGUGCAAUAUCGCGCAACAUGAAUCACCGACUACAGCGAUUUGGACAACAACAACAGUCUCAUCACAAUCAUCGUGGAAACGGAGGAAAUGGUAACAACCAGAACAAGGAUCUCAUAGAUUGCUUCAAUAGCAACAACAACUCUCAUGGUGAGAAUGGAAUUAAUCUUGAUAGUUCACAUCAAAAAGAUAACUUUUUAAUUACCACCAGCCAUUCAAUUGAUAAUUUCAAUAAUAAUAAUAAUUUGAACAAUUUAAAUUCAUAUGCAAAAUCAACGACAAUUACAUCAACGAAUGUUUCAACACCAAACCAAUCGCCAUCACCAACCGCACAUUAUCAUCGGCAAUCGCCCCCAUCUUUGGAACAUCAACUUCGUAUUUUCAUACCGAACUAUGAUGAUUUAUUGGACAAUAUCAGAGGCCAACAACCGCACUCGUCUAGAGCUGGUGGCUCAGGAAUGUCGUCGGAUCGAAGGAACAUGAUGGGUGAUCGUAGAAUGAACUCUUCAAUGAUGGAUCGUCAGAUGAACCAUUACGACUCUUCGUCAUCGUCACAUCGCAACAACGAUAUGAUGGAUAAUCGUUCAUCGGAUGGACAUAGAAAUAAUCGUGAAAGAAUCAGUCCCCAUUCAAGUAAUUAUCAGGACGGUAGUAAUCAAGGAAAUGGCCCCAAUAUGAAAACUGAUAGUCCGUCGAGAAAACGUCGUCGUCUUCAAAGAAUGCCGAGUCAAUCGCCACCAACAAUAUGGGAAAAUAACAACAACAAUCAAUUGAUGAAUCAAAAUCAAAAUCAAUCAAAUCAGAAUAAUUAUCAUCAUCAUCAAAAUCGACGAUUAUCACCACGUCAUUAUCAUAAUAAUGGACAACAAAAUUCACCGCCAAUUCGCCGACAACGAUUUAGAGAUCAACAGCAGCAGCAACAGCAGCAACAACAGCAGCAGCAAUCACAACCACCACGUCCUUGGGACAUGAACCCAACGACAAUAUUCCAACAGCCAUCACCACCACACCAUGCACAUCCCCAUCAUCCUCAUUCCCAACAUUCAUUGAUGGUUGAGAUGAAUCAUCAAGUUCCCGUUAGCUUACCGCUUAGCCAUGAACAAAUUUGGACCUACCCGGCGCCACAUAUUUCAAUUUAUUUUCAUCUUUCAGCUCCCGCCGCUCCACAUUUGCCGCCACAAUGUCAAGUGCACAAUGUUUAUUCGCAGCCAUUUGCUCAAGCCUGUAAUCUGAAUGGCCAUCAUUUCAUGCAACCACAUACUCAAAUAACAGCGACACCACAUCAUCAGCCACAUUUUCAGCAUUUGGCGCAACAGGGCGCCCAUGGAUUGCAUAUGGAUGGAAUUGAUCAUGUUACGCCAUUAACACAUUUCAAUUCGACACAAAUGGCACAAAUUUCCCCACCGCAACCCAUCUUUAUUUCAACUGAAGGUCGACCAAACCAAAUGGAACUUUUACAUCGAACUGCUCGUCGAAUAACAGCAGCAAGAAGAAACUUUACUCGCUUUCAUUGGUCGCCAACACAUGCGCCACCACAUCCACAUGCCAGACAUCCAAUACAAGCACAAAUUCCACACCAAACUCCUUUGCCAUUGCAAACAGCAUCAGCUUAUUCAGGAAUUUUGUUAAAUUUCUUAGCCAUGUUCCCAUUAUCACCAUAUGGACAACCCGAAACAUAUUCUCCAGAUUCGAAUGAAACUGAAAACUAUGAAGCACUUUUGAGCUUAGCUGAGCGACUUGGAGAAGCGAAACCUCGCGGUUUAGGUCGAUUAGAAAUUGAGCAAUUACCAAAUUAUAAAUUCAAUGCUGAAACGCACACUGGAGAUCAAACUUCAUGCGUGAUUUGUAUUUGCGACUUUGAGCCACGCCAAACAUUACGCGUGUUGCCCUGUUCACACGAGUUUCACGCAAAAUGUGUUGAUAAAUGGUUGCGGUCGAAUCGAACAUGUCCAAUCUGUCGUGGCAAUGCAUCGGAUUAUUUUGAAAGUAGUAGCGAAGAGCAAUAAACUUCAUAAUGUAUAAAAAAAGUUCUGUUUCGUGAAACUAUAAAUGAGAAACAUGAAACAUGAAUGACAUACUUACAUAGUUGCAUGAAACACGCGAAAUUGUCACAAGCCAGAAAAUAGAAGUCGAGGAAGGAAGAAGAAUCAUGGAAACGGCCCGCACGCUGUCGUUGUCGUAUACGUUUAAUCAAUUUUGAUUGUUAUAUUAAAAUAAUUAAUUCACAACUCACUCAUACACACAAACAAACAUAGGAUAAUACGCCCACAACUACAAACAUACUCGCGAAGCUGUUACUGGCAGAACACGAGAAAUGUUUAAUUAUAAAAAAUUAAUAACCUCAUGAUUACAUCGCUCGAAAAAGCAAAAAAUCCUUAAAAAAAAAGAAAAAGCUUUUCACUUACAGAACACCCGAAUCGCGAUAAUCUUGAUGGUGUCAGUUAAGUCCGAGGAUUCAUAAAUGUUGGAAAUAAUUAUUGCUGCUUUCUGAGUGACUUUUUUCCCUCAAGCAUUUUUUUUAUUUAAUUUAAAUUCGUAAAAAGCGAGUCGUGUUGCUAUGGGAUAUUUGCUUCGCGAAAUGUGGGCCUGCAAAAGUUUCUCGUUUUAAUAUGGUGUCAUUUAUUGCCCCUCCGAAUGUUUCUAAUAAAUAUUUAAUAAAUUUUGCUCCCAUUUUCUUCGAAUUCAGUUUUGAUGUUUCCAAAAAAGAGAAAAAUUUAAUGAAAUCGAAAAUCUCCAUGUUUUAGUGUCACAGAAGGUGAGUGACACGAUAGAAUAUUGAAAAUAAAAAGUAGAGCCACUUCAAUUGCGUGAUAUUUUUCUACUUUAUCUCUCGUUUCUUUUUUCUAAAAUAAAAACUAAGUAUGAUGAAAUGCACCAACCAAUGAAUGUGUUUUUGACGUGCGUGUAUUAAUAAUAAACAUUUUUACUUUCUGUGUUUAUCGCCUCAAACUCCUCAAAUCAGAUGCAACUGAUUAUAACCAAUGGCAGGCCAAUAGAAUUUGUUUUUUUUUUUGCUUUAAUUACAUACUUAAAUAAUAUAAAAUAAACAGAUUAAGAAUAUCUACAUAAACAAUUGCAUGGAGCCAAUUAAAAAAUAAAAAUUAAUUAUAAAUAAUAGUUGUGGCACAGUAACACAAAUAUCAAAAUAAGAUUCCAAACUUUUAUAUUUAAGUUCUUUGAAAAACUAAAACAAAAGUCAGAAAGAAAAGCUUGAACCAAGAAAAAUUAAUUAAAGAAAAUUAAAAUAAAUAACAAACAGUUAAGUCGUUAAGUGGAAAAAUAAGCAAUAAUAAAAGAAAACUUUAGUGAAAAAAGAAUGUUUGUCGCGUAAUUAAGUUCUUUUCUCUGACUUCUAAUCUAAAAUAACAUAAAAUCAUCAUUUUCCACCAUGAUAAGUGUCUUCCAACCAACGACUUUUGUACUUUUCCGAUACUAUUGCGGACUUUUCUCGUAGUUUUCCAAAGCAACGAAUAACUUGGAAUUAGAAUUGCAUGAAUUUUUCACAGUUGGAGAGUAUUCUGGAAAAUAAAAAUUAUCUUGAAAAUUAUUUAAUUCGACGAAUGGAUAUAAAUAAAUUUGAGAAAGAUAGCUUGCAUGUGACGUCGCAUGCCAUGAUACUUACAUACUCCAUGUUGUAUAAUUGAACACAUAAUGUAAGAAUAUUUUCGCGGCUCAUUUUCAACUUUCAUUUAAAGCUUUCAUCGAGUAGUAAAAAAUAAUUUUCAAAAUAGAAUUUCACGCUGUGAAAAAUACAAAAAAAAGAGAAUGAAACAGAAAUUGUAUUCACUCACCAUUUCGAUGUGCCAUUAAUUCACCACACGAGGAAAGUGCUUAGUUUUCCUCGACGUUUUAACGACAAUGAAAAAUGAUUUUUCCUUUUUUUACGUAAUUUUUUUUCUUUCUUAUCGUGAUUUUUUUCUUUCUUUUUCUCUUUAUAAUCAUUAUAUCGUUUGUUGAUGUUGGUGAUGGGAUAAGUUUAUACGCUCUAAGUAAAUAAAUAAUUGUUUCGACAUAAGUAACUUUUCGAAUUAUGCUUAAUGAAUUCCAAUUUUCUUUUAGAACGCAUUUAUAUCAAAUCAAGACGCUUUCUGUUAAUCUUACUUGUUUAUUAGUUAGCUUUUUUAUGUAAUUCUCACCUUAUUGUGUCUUACUUUAAAUGCAAUAUUCCUUAAGUUUUAAUUUCAUUGAGAAUUUCUUUUACUUUCCGUAUACUUUGAUAGCUUUGGGUGAAAAUGUGAUUAAACUAAUUACCAUUUUUUUUAAUGUUGUAUCUACUUGUUUAAGUAUCUUAAAAUGUUAUUAAAAGGACGAAGAAAUUAUCUUUAAUCUGCUUUGAAAAUAAAAACAAAAAGACGAAAGCAAAUAAAGAAGUAAACAAAAUUUGAUUUUAUUUCAUUUUGUUUUUUAUUUUUUAAUAUAAAAUUCUGCUUUUUUCAACCUCCAUUUUUUAUUACUUUAGUUAAUCAUUUUCUUUUGCUUGUUCUUCACUUUAAUAAAAGAAAUAUUUUCAAAGAAUUGUAUCAUUUGAGUAUCUACAUAUUUGAAUAAGUGAGAGAAAUAAGUUGAUUAUGAUGAA